Molecule: messenger RNA, 1429 nt
Organism: Apus apus (common swift)
Lineage: Eukaryota; Metazoa; Chordata; Aves; Apodiformes; Apodidae
Gene: ACP5
Product: acid phosphatase 5, tartrate resistant
Exons: 5
Coding region: 128-1096 (322 amino acids)
Biological process (GO): bone resorption
Molecular function (GO): ferrous iron binding; acid phosphatase activity; ferric iron binding
Source: RefSeq, a predicted model, not a curated record
UCCCCCCCCCGGAGGGACCCGCAAGCCCCUUCCCCCGGCCACACACCGGGCCUCGCUGCCCCUCCCGGAGCUGGAAAGGAAUUGGGUGUCCGGGACCCCCCGACCCCCGGCGUGCGGGACCCGCCCGAUGCUGGUGCUGCUGUGGGUGACAGUGACAGUGGCGGCGGUGGCUGGGGAGAGCCAUGAGGCAGCUGUGCAGUUCCUGGCAGUAGGUGACUGGGGGGGGGUCCCCGACCCCCCUUUCACCACCCCCCGCGAGAUGUCCACAGCGACAGCCAUGGGACGUGCGGCCACCGACCUCGGCGCUGACUUUGUCCUCGCCCUCGGGGACAACUUCUACUAUGAGGGGGUGCAGGAUGAGUGGGACUCCCGCUUCCAGGAGACGUUCGAGCAGGUGUUCACAGCCCCAGGGCUGCGGCAGCUGCCCUGGUUCGUGCUGGCUGGGAACCACGACCACGCUGGGAAUGUCACCGCGCAGCUGGCCUACAGCCACCACUCCCCCCGAUGGCACUUCCCGCACUACUACUACAGUCUGCGGCUCUCCCUGCCGGGCACCAACGCCUCGGCCCGGCUGCUGGUGCUGGACACGGUGCAGCUCUGUGGCGGCGUGGACGACUUCGGGGUGGGGGGAGCCCCCCGUGGCCCCCGGGAUGCAGCGGCGGCGGCAGCACAGCUGGCCUGGCUGCGGGGGCGUCUGGCGGCCGCGCGCCACGACCGCUACGUGCUGGUGUCCGGGCACUACCCGGUGUGGUCGGUGGCCGAGCACGGUCCCACCGCCUGCCUGGUGCGGCUGCUGCAGCCGCUGCUGCGGCGCCACCGCGUCACCGCCUACCUCUGCGGCCACGACCACAACCUGCAGUUCCUGGAGGAGGGAGGGGUGGGCUACGUGGUGAGUGGUGCUGGCAACUUCAUGGAGGAGACGCAGCGCCACAGGGGGGCCGUGCCCCCUGGCUCCCUCCGCUUCUUCUUCGGGGCGCCCACAUCCCCCGGUGGCUUCGCCCACCUGCGCCUGGAUGCCCACGCGGCCACUGUCACCUUCCUGGAGGCCACUGGCCGCGUCCUCUACCGCGUGGCCCUGCCCCCCCGUGACCUGUGACCCCUCCCGAGACCCCUGCGGCACCGGGACCUGAAGGACCCCAGGGUAGCGGGCGAUACGCAGGGGCACCCAGGGGGUGCUGGGCUCCCCAUCACGGACCCCUGGUGUGCCCAGGACCAGCCAGCAGGACUCCCCUGGGUUCUGGGGGACCCAGUGGGGGCACAGAGUGGGGACCCCCUGUGACCUGUGGGAAACAGGAGGAGACCCCCACAUGAUCCCCGACCUCAGGGACACAGGGCGGGACCCCCGUGACCCCGACCCCGGGGACCGCCCAGGCGCUGCGGGCGCCUCUAGCCCGAAUUCCCCCCCCCAAUAAAGGGCUUCGGAGAGGGA